AAUCGACAAAAUUUGUGUUUUCUACAAUGUCUGUGUAUCGGGAUGAAAGCAUACUAAAAGGACUUCUUCAAAGAAAAACUAUAGAACAAGGGGCAGAGCUACAUUUGUUCAUAAUUAUUGAAUAAAAUGUGAGGAAGGUCAUUCAAGUGAAUAUUUAAUAUGAUGAUUAGGAAGCUAUAAAAUAUUAAAGGCAUUUCAGAAAGAAAUAACUUAAUUCCUAAGAUAUUGAAUUAGCUAUCAAAGAUCAAAAUAUGUUGAAGGUACUCUGAUAUUAAUCAUAAAGUCUGAAAUCGUAGGAUUUUAAUAUAUGGAUAGUAUUAAUUUGUCUAAAAGAAUGGAUGAAUAUGUACUCAAUGAUUAAGUAUAAAAUCUCAAUAUUCAAAGAGCUUAGAUCUAAGAGAUUUAAUUACACAUUAGAUGAAAACAGUUAAAAUUCCUUUAGGAUUUCCCUCUCUUUCAAUUUUUAAUGUUAUGAGAGAUUAUUAAAUGAUAAAUUCAUAGGAAACUCAAUCUAUUAGUAAAAUAACUUAUUAUUAUUAAGUGCAAUAUAAGGACAUCAUAUAAGCAGAAUCAUUCUAAAAUAUGGAGAACAAGAAGUCUUUCAAUAUUAUUAAGGAUAAUGUUAUUAGUAUAUUGACAGUUCAUUAAUAAUCUAUAAUUAAAAACUUCAAAGAUUUAUUUGAAAAAGAAGUAACAAGUCUAAAGUUUAAUUUCUCUCAAGAAUUUGUUUAAUGUAAUUCUAUAUUUGAUAUUAAGUACUUUCUGAUUUGUAAAGUUAUAAAGAUGUUGCUCAAAUAGUUCCUUUUAUUGUUCAAUAUCUAUAUAGUUAGUAGGAUCAAGUUUAACUUUUUUAUUAUAAACAUAGAUGUGUAAUUAUUGAAUGCUUGAAUCGACUUAUAAUUAAUAAUUAGAUAAAUUUAGAAUAUUAAGUAUAUCAAAUAAUCAUUAAAAUUAGUUGCAUUAAAUACUUAAAAUAUUAGUUAAAUUUUUGACAGCAAAGAUAAUUUAAAUCAAUAUAAAAUCCUAAAUUGAACUUCAAAUUAAGACUGCCAGAUGUCUGAAUUAUUUACUUGAAAAAUUUAAUUUAAAGUAUUAAGCAUUAAGGUAAAAUGUUGAUCGAGUUAUUUUGGACAAAUUCGAGAAAAUUAAAAAUAAAAUUUUGGAGAAAAACUCUCACAAAUCAUUAUUAAAAGUUUAUUCAAUAAUUUAAUAUUUUAUUGAAUAAAAUAUAAAUGUUUAACAUUUGAAAUUUGUAGAGCAAAUGAAUGAAUUGAUUAGAAAUAUUGAGAUAGGAAAAUAAUCAAUAAAAUAACAUUACCUAGAUUAUGACUAUAUAGCUGGAUUGAUAUCUUUUUCUUUAGGAGUAAUUUAUUAUUUGAAUAUGAUAGAGUAUUUUAAUGAAAAUAAUUAAUGGAUUGUAAUAUUUAUAACCAAAUUACGAAAAUCAAAUUUUGCAUAUCAUUAAUAAUACUAGAUAAUUAAUGUUAGAGAUGGGAUUAAAUGAAAUGUUAGUGAUGCAAUAGUAUGUUGCUGAGCAGAUAAUUUUAUGAUUAUUAUUACCUUAAUUUUAUUGAACACCAG
This is a messenger RNA of Paramecium sonneborni, 1581 nucleotides long. The record is from the annotation of a GenBank genome assembly. Lineage: Eukaryota; Ciliophora; Oligohymenophorea; Peniculida; Parameciidae.